Messenger RNA from Phaeodactylum tricornutum CCAP 1055/1, 2619 nucleotides. RefSeq names its product plastidic enolase. NCBI's taxonomy places the organism in Eukaryota, Bacillariophyta, Bacillariophyceae, Surirellales, Neidiaceae. The record is from RefSeq and is a predicted model, not a curated record. Gene Ontology annotation, cellular component: phosphopyruvate hydratase complex. The transcript is spliced from 2 exons. Bases 86 to 1537 code for a protein of 483 amino acids. Gene Ontology annotation, molecular function: magnesium ion binding; phosphopyruvate hydratase activity. Gene Ontology annotation, biological process: glycolytic process.
GGUAGUAGUAACUGUAGCGUAGCAGUUUCACUGGACACAAAACGACGACGGAUACAUUUGACUUUUGCAGAUCUUCACCGUUGUCAUGCUUUUCAAGCCUUCGACUCUCUUGGCUCUCUUUGCGGUUGCUGGCACCACGCUAGCCUUUGCUCCACGGUCGACGACGACUUCUUUGACAAGUACCACGCGGGGUUCGGCUUCGUCCUCCGUCACUACACUCGCCAUGUCCGGCAUCACGGGCGUUCUCGCCCGUGAGAUUUUGGAUUCCCGCGGCAAUCCUACCGUGGAGGUCGAAGUGACGACCGCCGACGGAGUCUUCCGCGCGUCGGUACCGUCCGGGGCUUCCACCGGUGCCUACGAAGCUGUCGAGCUGCGCGAUGGCGGCGACCGCUACAUGGGCAAGGGUGUCCUCCAGGCCGUACAGAACGUCAACGACAUACUCGGACCAGCCGUCAUGGGUAUGGAUCCGGUCGGACAGGGAUCCGUCGACGACGUCAUGCUGGAACUUGACGGAACACCCAACAAGGCCAACCUCGGGGCCAACGCCAUUUUGGGGGUCAGCCUUGCCGUUGCCAAAGCCGGAGCCGCCGCGAAGAAAGUCCCCCUUUAUCGGCAUUUUGCCGAUCUAGCCGGCAACAAUCUGGACACCUACACUAUGCCCGUCCCCUGCUUCAACGUUAUUAAUGGAGGCUCCCAUGCGGGGAACAAACUCGCCUUUCAGGAAUAUUUCGUUAUCCCGACGGGUGCCAAAUCAUUUGCCGAAGCCAUGCAGAUUGGUUGCGAAGUGUACCAUACCUUGGGGAAAAUCAUCAAGGCCAAGUUUGGUGGCGACGCGACUCUGAUUGGCGACGAAGGUGGAUUCGCUCCGCCAUGUGACAACCGCGAAGGCUGUGAACUCAUCAUGGAAGCAAUUUCCAAGGCCGGAUACGAUGGUAAAUGCAAGAUUGGUCUCGAUGUUGCCGCGAGCGAGUUUAAAGUCAAGGGCAAAGAUGAAUACGAUUUGGACUUCAAGUACGAUGGUGACAUUGUAUCUGGAGAAGAACUCGGUAAUUUAUACCAGUCGCUGGCAGCCGACUUUCCCAUCGUCACCAUCGAAGACCCCUUUGACGAAGACGACUGGGAGAACUGGUCCAAAUUUACAACCAAGAAUGGUGCCACCUUCCAAGUGGUUGGUGACGAUUUGACCGUCACUAACAUUGAAAAGAUUGAACGUGCCAUUGACGAAAAGGCCUGCACGUGCUUGUUGCUCAAGGUAAACCAAAUCGGUUCCAUUUCCGAAUCCAUCGCUGCCGUGACCAAGGCGAAAAAAGCAGGUUGGGGUGUUAUGACGUCUCACCGUUCCGGCGAAACCGAAGAUACCUACAUUGCUGAUUUAGCCGUCGGAUUGUGCACGGGACAGAUCAAGACGGGCGCGCCCUGCCGAUCGGAACGUUUGGCCAAAUACAAUCAACUCUUGCGUAUCGAGGCCGAACUGGAAGCAGGCAAGGUGACUUUCCCGGGAGAAAACUUUCGAACAACCGCAUGGAUGGGACAGUAAAGUCGCGCUCGAACGCUUGCCUGUUCGUGCGUAAGUAUAACUGGAAACAAUCGACAAGCAUCGAACCCACAAAACCUACUUCAAUCAACCCUUAGAAGCUGCUGCAAAAACUCUCUUUUCGAGUCUUUCAACUAAUCAUAGCCAAGUCCAUACUUUCAUCCACAGCAAUGGUUGGGAUUCUAUUAGUGCAGUUUAAGUUUUCAUUCGCUUAGCAUUCUUGAUACCCUUGUCUUUUCUCGUUACCAAGCCGGCUGUUUUGGCUCCACCAAAAUUCUUUUUCGGCUUGACGAUUUCUUCCAGAUCAAUAAUGGGUGCCGAUUCGAUACGAUCUACACCACUGACGUACCGGGCUUCCACUUUUUCCUUGAUGUGCGUGCUCUUCUCCAUGUAAAACUUGUAAUCGCCCUGAUACUUGGCCAGCUUGCGAUCUUCAAUCGCUACAAUGGAAGUAGCGACCUUGGAAAUAAAGUAACGAUCGUGGGAUACAACCAUGAUUGAACCCAUAAAGUGUUGCAGAGCUUCCUCAAGCAUCUCUUUCGCCGGAAUAUCCAAAUGAUUGGUCGGUUCGUCCAAAAUCAACAAGUUGGCCGGUCGAAGCAUCAUACAACAUAAAGAAAGCCGUGCCUUUUCUCCUCCACUCAAGAAUUCAAUCUUCUUGUCGACUGCAUCUCCCUUGAACAGAAAUUGUCCUAGUAGCGCUCGGAGUUCGUUGUAGGACUGACCACUGCUGUUGCCUUGUAUUGUCUCCAACACAGUUUUGUCGAGAUCAAGUGCGUCCGCUUGAUUCUGUUCAAAAUAGUUCAUUAUCACAUUUUGUCCUAUGAUUUCGGCACUCCCAUCGUCGGGCUUCUCUCGACCAACCAACAAUCGCAAAAGUGUCGACUUGCCCGAACCAUUGGGCCCGAGUACAGCGAUCCGAUCGCCCUUCUCAAUAAAGAGCUCACAAUCUUCAAACAAACGAUUCUGAGCUUGUUCGUUACGAUAUGCGUGAGACAAAUGUUUGACAUUGGCUACCUCUGGACUUAGACGAGGUGCGUCCGGAAAACGAAACCGGAAAGGUUUGCCGACAAAUGGAGGCUUCU